CUUCCGGACGUAUGGCGCCCGUCACCUCCAGCCCCUGCAAUGUAACUUGACGCUUCUGUGGAUUUGAUUGGUGGAACUGGAGCGCAGGUCUCCCCUGAUUGGUGAGUGAGCAAUCUGCGUGUGUUGGCGCGGCGGCCGGCUCGGAGUCAGCCCUAACUCUGCGGUCUCGCUGGCUCCGAGUGUUGGCGGCACGAUCAUGGUGGACAUAUUGGAGCUCCCCAGAGCACGCGUCAACGCCAGCAUGCUCACGCAGUUCAUCGACAGACCCGUGUGCUUUGUGGGCAGGCUGGAAAAGAUUCAUCCCACAGGAAAAAUGUUCAUUCUUUCAGAUGGAGAAGGAAAAAAUGGAACCAUUGAAUUGAUGGAGCCACUUGAUGAAGAAAUCUCUGGAGUUGUGGAAGUAGUUGGAAAAGUCACAGCCAAGGCAACCAUAAUGUGUGCAUCUUACAUCCAGUUUAAGGAAGAUUGUGCUCGCUUUGAUCUUGAACUUUACAAUGAAGCUGUGAAAAUUAUCAAUGAGCUCCCUCAGUUUUUUCCUAUUUAGGGCUUAUAAAACAUGAAUGAACUUCUUGAAUUUUUUAUGAUUGCCAGUGACUACAUUGAAAGCUAUUAAAGAAAAUUCCUUCAGUUUGAGAGAGACUCCUCUAAUUUCUAAUAUUUAAUUUGCUCUUUUGUAUGGAUUUUGUUAUAAAUCUAUUAUGUGACAAUUUACAACUAAAAUCUUUUUAUAAAAUUUUUAAAAUUGCUAUUUCUGCAUAUGGUCUGGAUUCAAAAAUAAAGCAUUUGUCUUGAGUUUAGAUUUAUGCUGUAUAAUAAAAAUCAAAAUAACA
Messenger RNA from Chionomys nivalis (European snow vole), 830 nucleotides. It is a transcript of the gene Rpa3, whose product is annotated as replication protein A3. The transcript has 4 exons. Gene Ontology annotation, molecular function: damaged DNA binding; single-stranded DNA binding. Gene Ontology annotation, biological process: mismatch repair; double-strand break repair via homologous recombination; DNA replication. The record is from RefSeq and is a predicted model, not a curated record. NCBI's taxonomy places the organism in Eukaryota, Metazoa, Chordata, Mammalia, Rodentia, Cricetidae. Bases 197 to 544 code for a protein of 115 amino acids. Gene Ontology annotation, cellular component: nucleus; DNA replication factor A complex; site of double-strand break.